Saimiri boliviensis boliviensis (Bolivian squirrel monkey) is the source of this 2303-nucleotide messenger RNA. RefSeq names its product microtubule associated protein 1 light chain 3 beta (gene MAP1LC3B). NCBI's taxonomy places the organism in Eukaryota, Metazoa, Chordata, Mammalia, Primates, Cebidae. The record is from RefSeq and is a predicted model, not a curated record.
CCCGAGACUCAACAACGGCCACGAGCGUCAGGCUGUCCAGCAGGUUCCGCCACGCCCAUCAUGGCGGCGGCCCCGGCCGUCUUUGGCCCCGCCCCUCAGUGACGCGCCGCGAGUCACCUGACCAGGCUGCGGGCUGAGGAGACACAAGGGAAGUCGCUAUCGCCAGAGUCGGAUCCGCCGCCGCCGCCGCCGCCGCCCUGAGAAGCUGCCGGGCCCUCGCGUCGUUGCCGCCGCCGCCCAGAUCCCCGCACCAUGCCGUCGGAGAAGACCUUCAAGCAGCGCCGCACCUUCGAACAAAGAGUAGAAGAUGUCCGACUUAUUCGAGAGCAGCAUCCAACCAAAAUCCCGGUGAUAAUAGAACGAUACAAGGGUGAGAAGCAGCUUCCUGUCCUGGAUAAAACGAAGUUCCUUGUACCUGACCAUGUCAACAUGAGUGAGCUCAUCAAGAUAAUUAGAAGGCGCUUACAGCUCAAUGCUAAUCAAGCCUUCUUCCUGUUGGUGAAUGGACACAGCAUGGUGAGCGUCUCCACGCCAAUCUCAGAGGUGUAUGAGAGUGAGAAGGAUGAAGAUGGAUUCCUGUACAUGGUCUAUGCCUCCCAGGAGACGUUUGGGAUGAAAUUGUCAGUGUAAAACCAGAAAAAUGCAUCUAUUCUAGAAUUUUUUUAAACCCUUACCAAGGAAAAAAAAGGGAUAUUAUCAACUGAGAUCGAUCAGUUCGUCUAAUCACAGAUCAUCAAACUGUAGUGUUUCCACCUAGGAGUGUUAGGAAGUUGUGUUUGUAUUUGAAGCAGAAAAACUGAGCUCCAAGUGAGCAAGUUCAGCUUUGGAAACUAUAUUAUUUAAUGUAGGCUAGCUUGUUUUCAAAUUUUAAAAGUUUAAAAAUAAAAUACUUUGCAUUCUAAGUUGCCAAUAAAAUAGACCAAGUUAUUUUAAUGCUCUUUUCUCACUAAUAGGAACUUGCAAUUCAAGCAGUAAUUGAAAGGCUUUCAGAGACCCUGAGUCUUCUCUUCAGAUUCACAGAACCCACCGACUUUUUGGGUAAAAGUUUUCUACUCAGCUAGAGAGAUCUCCCCAAGAGGAUCUUUAGGCCCGAGUUGUGAAGCGUAACCCCCGCAAAACGCAUUUGCCAUACUAGUUGGCACAAACACAGGGUAAAUGGGGUGCAAGAAAACAGCCCUGUCUGUCAACUGCUGCUCAUGGUGCCUGACUCCUAACCGAACUAUACACAAAGUCCACACUCUUGCAGGGGUAGACAUUUCCUAUUUGGUUUGUGCUCUAGUUAGUUACACACAUAAAGACAGCUCAAAAGGAAAUUUGAAUUUAAUUUUGGUCUAGUUUCUUAAAAGACCCUGGAGAAAGAGUGGCAUUUCUUCUGUUUCAGGUUUUGUCUGACUUCAAACUAGUGCCCGUGUUGGUACGGAAAGAAGCAGUGCACCUGUGUCAUUCUUCAGGACAGCGGUAGAAACCACAGAAUAGGGUAACUAAAGGCAUUCAGAUUCACACACUCCCUUCUAUCAUCUGGCUUAAAGCUAUGGAUGAUCCUUUUUUUUAUUUUGUUUUUUUUUUUAAUGUUAAAUGUGUAACUCAAUAUUACUGAAAAGAUUCCCACAUUUUUAAUAAUAGUUCAGUUAUCACUGUUAGGUCAAACAGCCAUCAGAAUUUUCCCACACUAAGUGCAUGUCAGUUGUGGAGAAAACAUAGCAAAAGGAGCCAUAUCCUUUUAAAUGGUAAUGUCAGAAGUUAAAGCUCUUCAGGUUCAACCUAUGAUAAAAGACCAGUGCUUCCCACUACCUGCAUGGGGUUCAGUAUUUAUAGUUUUCUUGGGAGUAUCACAGGAAGGUCACAGUUACACCACUUUAGACCGUCCAUGUGGCAAGUCACAACUUAACCUUGUGUGUUUAGAUGUGUAUGGAAAACCUGUGUACGUUAGUGAAAGCCGUUUACUGCAGUGGGGAAACUAGAUUCCUUCCAUCUGGGCCCUCUACUGAUGUUAAAGGAGUUCCUGUCACCUGCUUUCCCGCUGCAUGCGUUUGUCCACUUGGCUACCUUUUAAUAUGUGUAUUUUUACAUUAUGUAAAUUCUUAACUGGCCUGUCUUGUUUAGACUGUAUACAUCAUAUCUGACAUUAUUGUAACUACUGUGUGAUCACUAAGAUUCCUAUAAGAAAUACUGCUUUUUUAAAAAAAUAACAUGCUGAGGGGAGACCUAUAUUCCACGAGUGAAUGGUCACUUUAUUUGUAGGAUCUUUAAAACGUACAUUUUUAAUGAAGUAAGUUAAAUAAAGGCACAAUUAAAAACGGUCA